Messenger RNA from Dreissena polymorpha, 6325 nucleotides. Its product is annotated as apolipophorins-like. The record is from RefSeq and is a predicted model, not a curated record. Bases 1 to 5781 code for a protein of 1926 amino acids. The transcript has 21 exons. NCBI's taxonomy places the organism in Eukaryota, Metazoa, Mollusca, Bivalvia, Myida, Dreissenidae.
AUGUUCCCAAAUACAAAAUCACACGCUGAAGUUGCCUAUAAUGAGAAGAUGAUAAAAACAGACUUUGAUCUGACACACAAUGAUAAAGCCUCCAUUGUAAAUGCUGUUGUUGCUACGCCAUUCAAUCGUUAUGAAAAUGUUAGAACAACAAUCACAAAGACUGGAAGUUUGGAUGACUUCACUGCAACAGUUGAAGUUUUGUACAGCUUAAAUUGGACUGCUUCUUUGAAACACAAAUAUUCAGCCAAUGAGAUUCACACCGCUGCCUUAUUGAAGGCACCCUAUCUUCCAGAUACUGUUUCUCUAGGAUUUAACUACACUGGAAAAUUAACAGACUUUUCUGCCAAUAUCGAUUACAUUCUCAACCCUAAUUAUCGCACACUUAGUGAGGCUAAAUUCAAGUAUAAUUUCCCAGAGGUGUACCUCUUGUCAAAGAUGACAACAGCCAUUGAAAAAGAUGUCAGAGUCAAUGAAGUGCUGUUGAGGCAUACCCAGGACUUUAAGACAAAUGAAGUUGCCAAGGUUUCAUCACAGUUCCUAGCAAACAUAAGAGAAAAGAAAGUAAACGUAGACUUCAAUAUGAAUUACAAUGGAAAAAAUUCUGCGAUUGCUUUGUGGUCAUUCAAUACAAAUCUUACUGUAGAAACCCCACAACCUGACUUUGCAAAGAGUGUGUUGGUUUAUUCUCUUGUGUCCGAAAGUGACUUUAAACAACAGCAACACCUUGUCUUUGAGACACCAAUGCUAGAAAAGUUAACUAUGAUUGACUCAAACACCUUUGAUGAACAGACAAUUACAAGGUCACAGAAAUGGAUGUACGGAGGGGAUUUGUUCAGUCAAGAGCAGUUCUGGCAGAAAGGCAGAUACACCUACUCAAUCACCACACCAUUUAAAGGGUAUGAGGAAACUCGAAUGGAACUACGAUACUCUGAGUUUAACGAUUGGAUGAACAAACAGCCAAUCAGUGCAGACUUAUCUUUUACAAGCUCAAAUCUGUCAGCUCCUGUAAAGAUGGCUGCAAAUGCUGUCAUAGAUGCCCCUAAUGGCGCCUUCAAUGCGCUCAACUUUUCGGCUGUGACAACCUAUGCCAAAGACCAGAAACAUACCUUUGACUUAGCUUACAAGCCUGGUUAUGCCAACAGUAAAAUGACAAGUACUAAGCAGGGAUAUGAACUGUCAUCGGCUGAACUGAGCUAUUCACUGGAAAAAGUAAAUGGCAUCAUUAAGAGUUCAAUGCUAUCAGCACCAGUGGAAUAUUCUGGGAUUACCAAACUCCGAACAUGGAAGGAUUUUGUGAUCACUCAUAAAUUUACCAGUCCAUUUGAGUAUGUAAAGCAUGCUGAAUUCCAAGUGCAAAAUCAAGUGGUAAGUGGGGAAAACAAGCCAGGUGUUUUACUGAAAUACAUAGGUGCAGGAAAGAAGGAUCAAGUGUUUUCUGUGAAGCCAUCUUGGACUUGGAAGGUGCGGGAUGCAGGGAACAUGAAAAUGUCUACAGCGCUCAGUAUGGAAUCACCCUUUGAACAGUUUAACAACCUUGAUAUCAGCUGGGGUCAUGAGCAUGCUAUUGCACCUUUGAGAAUUAAAGAGUCUGCUCUUGUGAAGUUCAAUGACAAGAAAUACCUUGAUCUGGAAACUGAGUUUGGUGCUUUGAACAAAAUGUUGGGCGUGAUUGCUGUGCACGCUCCGCGCCAGAUGGAGUUCAGUUUCACAGGUGUCAAUGAAGGCGAGAGUGUGAAUGGUGACCUUAACCUAAACUGGGACAAACAGAACUCCAACAGCAACUUCAGAAUGCAGUUUGGUCUAGCAGACAGUGGAACAAAGAACUCUAUCAAGAAAGAUUUCAGCAUUCGCUUCACACAUCCUGGCCGCAUUGUAAGUCUACGCAAUGGUUACGAAAAUUCUGAUGGAAAGAUUUCUAGCUUAGGAAAUAUUUUCUGGGAUGAAGAAAAGAGACAGGGCGUUUCUUAUGACGCUUCUUACACUAAACUGGUAAUCCGAGGUGUGGAGACCCAUAGUUCGACUGUAACUGUAACCUUACCAACCAGAAAGAUUGAAGUGAGUGGCUCCUCUACAAGCAAGGGAAGUAAGCAGGUUGCAUCUGCUAAAGUUUACUGGGAUGCCAAUAAUGAUCCCCUGAAGGUUGUUGAGGUCAACUUUGAGAUGAACCCUACUGAUGUCAAAAAAGCAGCGUUGAUCACCGUCAAACUGCCCAGCAAAAACAAGGAAGUUUCACUGAGUACAGAGCUGGCUGUUAAUGACGGGGUGCGCCUACUUGAUGGAGAGACGAGAUUCACAUAUUCGCCUGAUGCUGAUAAAACUGUCGUGAUGAAAUACACAAUCCAGCAGACAGAUUCUAGCUAUAGGUCCAGUUGGAGUGUUGACCAUGUUGCCACGGACACCCACAUGAAGAUGACCUCUGACCUGUCUAGCUCAGACACAGUAACCAAGGGCGACCUGUCCGUCCUUUACAACUCACAGCAGGCUAACACACUGGCCUUCAACCUGCAGGGACAGCUGAACAUGGAACAGAAGUCUGCCAGUCUGCAGGUUGGCUCAUCUGUGGAGAAGGCCUCCAUAUCUGCUAAGCUCAGCACAGAGUCCCCCUACAUGGUCACCGUGGAAACUGCCCGCAACACAGUCCCAACAUGGAGGUCUGUCUGGAGGGUGGACACAGCCGCACGCUCCCUGGACGUUUCUGUGACAUAUGACAACAUGAAAGGUCAAGUUGUGACCAAGGCGUUCUUCCCCAAUGAGACAAGGUUGGUUUCGGAGACCAGCACUUCACGAGACGCAGCCUCCACCCAGCAGGCUAGACUGGUGUCUGAACUCAAUGAUAGACAUCUGCACGCUAAAAUGUCUUGGAGAAAAGACUUGUUCUCUGACAUAGCUAACUAUGGUUCAAGUACAGUGAAAGGUGCAGUAUCCGAAAUGAGUCCAGUAAUGCGGCAGAGCUUCAACACUCUUAGCAAUACACUCCAAGAUAAACAGAAGGCCAUUGCAUCAAGCAUGAGGGAGGAAUUGUCACCAAUAAUUGACACAUACAAAGAAGAGAUUAAAGUCCUUGAGAGAGAGGUUUCAAAGAUGAGGCAAGAGCUGAGGAGGAUGUACAAUAACAAUGAUCUAUACAUGAAAGACGUAGAGAAAUGGUUCCUCGCAGCAGCAGCAAGGGCUAUCGAGGCUAACAAUGCGUUUGUUAUCCGCAUGGAGACUGUGUACCAACAAGGGAGAGCAGUGCUGGAUAGGGCCUACAACGAGCUGAAUUCCUACCCGUACCUUGAGAAAUAUCGCACUUUAGCCAGAACAGCUGAGAAUUCUUUGAAGGAAGCCAAUGAAGUGUUGAUAAAGGAAUUGAAUCUUGCCAUCCAGAAAGUUAUGGAAGGACUCAACAAAAUUGCUGGCGUGUACGAUGAAAUGAUCACCAACAUAUCACAGGAACUGAUAAAGCUUCUGCAGGCCCUUGUGAAGGAGUUCACACUGGCCCCGUUCAUGGCGGACAUAGAGGCGGCCAUUGUGCGUCUCCAGGCAGACUUGAGACUCAGCGAGGCUGCCAAGGCCAACAUGACACGGGCUCUGGAACAACUACAGCAGAUGCUAAAUGAGGUGCUGAACACAAAUGAUUUGAUGGAGAGUUACGAGGCAUUCAGUGAGGGGUCACAGAGGAUCCUUAGGGAGCACUUUGGCAAUCUUGCUGACAACAAGGAUGUACAGGACAUCAAGAAGGCAUUGCAGCUCAUGUACCAACAGGUACUGAAGAUACACCAGUUCUUAGAAAAGAACCUUUCUGCUAAGGAUAUGGUGGAGACAGUACUGCAGAUGCUUCGAGACCAAGUCCUCAGUGACUUUAAGCAGCUGCCCCUGGGUCUGCUUGACCUUCCAAAGUCCAGGGUCACAACCUUUGACCUUGUCAAUGGCAACGUUGAGUUUGACCUCUAUCUUCCAAUACCGAUGGAAAAUUUUGAGGAUGCGAUGAAAUUCACUAUGAGUGGCUACCUCUCCAAGCUCCAGGGUCUUGCUGAUAAGUAUUUCCCGCGUGGUGAUUUCUGCCUCUGGGACUUAUACUACAGACUGCCACCUGUACGCUGGAGUGCACAGAAGGACUGGAUACCACCAUUUGAUGCUGUGGGCACGAUAUCGGGAAAGCAGCACAUCAUGACAUUUGAUGGACGCCACUAUGACCUCGCUGGUCUCUGCAGCUACAUGCUGGCCGCAGACCUCGUCAACAACACGUUCAGCGUGAUCCUCAGGUACGAUGGGAAUCAGAAGGAUCUCAAACCACAGUCCAUAGUCGUGAUGGUGGAUGGCAGGACCAUAGAAAUCUCCAGCAGCUAUUUGAUGAAAGUCGAUGGGAAACCUGCUGAGAUGCCAUAUACUGCAGAUGGAUUGAGUAUUCUACGCAGAGGUCAGUGGGUGACCUUGGACAGUGCUCAAGGUGUCAAGGUCGUGUCAGACUUCAGCAACCAGUAUCACAUGGUGCAUCUCAGCGGAUGGUACUUUGGAAAAGUUGGUGGUCUCUUUGGAAACUUUGACAACGAGCAUUAUAACGACUGGACAAAACCUGACGGCAGCUUGGAAACUCAAGACAGGAAGUUGCUGAACUCAUGGGAGGUUGCCGGCACGUGCAGGCCCCAAAUGCAGCGAGUCGUCAUUGAUGAUGAUGUGAAGACUCGCAAUGAUCAGUGUACCGAGGUGUUUGACUCAAGCCUGUCCAAUCUGAGGCCAUGCUUCCUGAUGGUGUCUCCAAACCCAUACCGCCAGAACUGUGAUGUGAGUCCUGGUGACGUAUGCAAGCAGGCAGCUCUCUACAGGGAGAUUUGUGCCGGACAGAAUAUUGAUGUGGACCUGCCCCCGCAGUGUGUGAAGUGUGCUGCGAGUGGGGAUGCGUCUGGUACAGUCAAGUAUGGCGCCGGGGGUGACCAGCCUGCCCCAGUAACCAUGGAUACUGUGUUUAUUGUGGAGGAGGCUCCUUGUAACAAGAAUAUCCAGGACAAACUGAAGGACAUUGUCAUCACACUGGACCAGAAGUCCGUAGACGCAGGUAAGCAGGAGAACAGGUACAGCUUGGUUGGUUACUAUGACGGCACUCCUACGACCUACACGAUUGAAGGCCAGCUCUUCAACCAGGCCGUGAAGUUCGCUAAGGGGGUGGAGAACUUGCGCUUCAAUGGUGUACAAGGCCGAACCUCUGACCUCCUUUCUGUACUUCAACAUGUGACUUCAUUGCCAUACAGGCCUGGUGUGAAGAAGACGGUGGUUUUAGUGAGUUGCACUCCAUGUGAUAUCUACAAGGACUUCUCGUACCACCAACUAAGGACUCUGCUGCGUCAACAGGACAUCAGCCUCCACGUGUUACGAGACUCUGGCUUCAACCUCCAGACAAACAGGGCACCACAGAACCACAUCUUCGGCAUGGACAAUGAGAAGCUUUUCGCAGGACAGUCAGUAGAGCCUGACCUGUACCAGGACAUGGAAAAGCCAUCAGACUACUGUGCUUCGCUAGCUCUAGAGUCCAGGGGAGCCGUGUUCGACUCUAGCAACCUGCACGCAGGAUCCGUGAAGCAUCAGCGAGAUUUCAUUGGACAGUUUGGAGUGAGGUUACAGCAGCAGAAUGAGCCUGUCUGUCAGGUGUGCAACUGCGAACUGGAUUCAACUGGCUCUCCUGUCACGGUCUGUAGAAGGUGCGACUCUCAGCCAAUCAACUUUCAGCCACCAACAACGAUGAUCAAGAAGUUGACAGAGUACAAAAAUGCACUGACACAGAACAUCCAGGCACUGCUUUAUUAGCAAGAAGAAAACAUUGAAUAACAACAGCAUGACUGUACAGUUGAACCGACCUAAAGUGUACAUUUUUUUCAAGUGUUUUCUAUGAUACUGACAUUUGUGUAUGGUUUGAACUUUUAGAUGGCAUUACAAAAUAAGAACUGAAGACAUUAGAAAUAUUCAUUUUUAAUGUUUACUAAUGUAUGUUGAUACUUUACUUAUGUUUAUUAUAGGUUUCUUUUUUUUUCAGAUUUUGAUUGUGUUUUGUUUUCAAUGUGUUUUUUUUUUUCUCUUCUCCUUUUUUCAUAUUAGAUAUGCUUAAAUGUGUUGUAUAGUAAAUCAUAUUUCUUUCGUGAUGACAUAAUGUAAAAUAAAAAUUAAAUACAUUUUUUGUAAAUUGUGAGCUUUGUAUCUUAAUUCUACUUUUGUUACCUUAUAGGUUCCUUUUUUCAGAUUUUGAUUGUUUUUGUCUUUUCCUUUUUUCAUAUUACCUCUGUUUGAAUAUGUUGUAUAGUAAAUCAUAUUUCUUUCAUGAUGACAUAAUGUCAAAUAAAAAGCAAUACAUUUU